AUGAUAUUUCAUGACAAGAACCAACUUACAUGUCCUCAUUGCCCUCGCAAAUUCAUACAGCAAUCCCAGCUUAACGAUCACAUUCGGACUCAUACCGGCGAAAAGCCGUUCAUGUGUAAAGUCUGCGGCAAAGCGUUCCAUGCCGCUAGCAUCCUAAGCGCCCAUCUGAAAAUUCACAACAAGGACCAUCAGUGUCCCUUCUGUCCUCGCAAAUUCGCACUGAAAUCCCAGCUUAAGAAAAAAUCAGAACACACUGGUAAUCAACCUGUGUCCGUAGUCGGCGAGCAGCGACUGUUGAGUUCAAAUAUGCGACGAAGUUCCCAAAAGGAUACCACCACUACAGAGUUCUCAGUGUCUACAAUGCAGAGCCCAAAAGUUACUGGUAAUGUGUCUCGAAACAAGCAUAAACACCAGUGCCCUCUUUGCCCCGCCACGUAUCCAAACACAUACAAGCUGAAGACUCACAUCCGGGCUCACACCGGCGAAAAGCCAUUCAUGUGUAAAGUCUGUAGCAAAACGUUCCAUGCGGCAAACAACCUGACAAUACAUAUGCAAAUUCACGACAAGGACCAACAUCAAUGUCCUCAUUGUCCUGGCAAAUUCGCACGGCAAUCCUAUCUUAAGGAUCAUAUUCGGACUCAUACCGGCGAAAAGCCAUUCAUGUGUAAAGUCUGUAGCAAAACGUUCCAUGCGGCAAGCUACCUGCACAAACAUAUGAAAAUUCACGACAAGAACCAACUGACAUGUCCUCAUUGCCCUCGCAAAUUCAUACAGCAAUCCCAGCUUAACAAACACAUUCGGACUCAUACCGGCGAAAAGCCGUUCAUGUGUAAAGUCUGCGGCAAAGCGUUCCGUGCAGCUAACGUCCUAAGCGCCCAUCUGAAAAUUCACAACAAGGACCAUCAGUGUCCCUCCUGUCCUCGCAAAUUCGCACUGAAAUCCCAGCUUAAGAGUCACGUCCGUACUCACAUCGGCGAAUAGUCAUUCCGGUUACAAGUUUGAGGCAAAUUGUUUCAUGCGAAUGCCUUUCUGUAUAAACCGUUGAACCGAUUCACAACAAGGAGAAGAACUUGUCAGAACGACAGCAUUCUGAAAUUCACAAACAGAAACAACCUACAUAAGAAAAUAUUUCAUUGAUGCUAUUUGCGAGUCCUGAUAACAGAAUAAGUUCGUUAAGAUGGAACAUGAUAGUUGUGAUGAACAGGAUGAAUAGAACGCGGUUUAAAUAACGAU
This is a messenger RNA of Anopheles bellator, 1233 nucleotides long. RefSeq names its product zinc finger protein OZF-like. Bases 1 to 981 code for a protein of 326 amino acids. The record is from RefSeq and is a predicted model, not a curated record. Gene Ontology annotation, molecular function: DNA-binding transcription factor activity, RNA polymerase II-specific; RNA polymerase II cis-regulatory region sequence-specific DNA binding. The transcript is spliced from 2 exons. Gene Ontology annotation, biological process: regulation of DNA-templated transcription. NCBI's taxonomy places the organism in Eukaryota, Metazoa, Arthropoda, Insecta, Diptera, Culicidae.